AUGUACAAAUAUUUUUAUUUAUUUUAUCUUGUCUUUGUCUGUGUGAUAACCUGGCAACCCUGCUUUGGAAUUACAAGGAAAGAUCAUGAAUAUUUAUUGAGACCCAGAUGUACUUCGAGAUGUCUGUCCAGAGAGGCGAAAAGAAUUUUGAGCGAAAGAUAUUUUGAAAGAAAUGGAACAAAAUCAUCGAUAUCAGCAAAAGACGUCAUGAAGAAUUGUGCUGCAACAUCAGAGCGUAAAGAUUGCUAUCUCUGCUUGCGACCUUGUCAAAGACUUUUCAGUGAUGUGGCAAACUGUAUGGAAUUAUGCAACGGCGAGAUUAAUUGCAUGUACAGCUGCGCUUUCCUAAGCGAUAUGAGCCAAGAUAAGAUGGGGUACUGCAGCGCACCAACCGAUUUCGAUUUCGCAGUGAGAGUGACGUACUGGGCCAGUAAUUCGUCUUACACUCUGACACCGGGGAAGAGAGAUCGCGGAAGAAAUUCAAGAUCAUGUAACUCUGAAUGCAGAACGGAUUUUGACUGUUUAUCCAGCAAAAAGUGUUGCAACGUGGACUGUGCACCUGCCUGCAGACGAGCAGUUAUACGCAAGACUUGGGUACCCUGCCUUCCAACGGCGGAGAGUGUAACGAUUACAGAAAAAACAAACGCUGAGAUUCAGUAUGCUGAGCUAUCAUGGACUACGAAAAGAAAGAACGAUCCCUGCACGAUCUACCUUGUUCAAGAGAAAUCAACGAUCGCUAAGACGAAGCCAAAGUUUAGGAAAUAUGGAUGGAAUACGAUACACGAGACAACAGACGACCGAAUAGCGUUGAUGCAUCUGAAACACGGUUGGUGGUACAAGUAUAGAAUAGCAGCCGUAAACACAAACGGUACGAGAGGAUUCACGAAAGAAACGAAACCUUUUUCACUAUCUGGAGAUCCUCGUCCACCGCCAAGCCCAACUCGCCUCGAAUUAUCACGGAUUCGGAUUCGUUCUGGUGCAAGAUACAACAUACUGACUGUGUGGAAACUGGCAACGGACAUACAGAGUGAUCUUCCAAUAAAAGGAUUCUACAUUACUGUUCGCAACAAACAGAAAACUUCAAAAAUAAUCAAAGAAGACAGAAAAUUUGUUCGUUUCACAAAAUCAAUGCAAUCAAGCGGAACGGUAUUUUGGGUCACAUGGAUAACAGGCCUCCGCAUGUUUAUCCCAUAUGAGAUUUCUGCUGCCUCAGCAUCGCAUUGGGAGAACGAACUCCUGAUCAGUCCAAGAGCAGUUAAUAUCACUUUGCAAUUUCCUCCGUCUCGACCAACAGAAAUUGUCAGAAACUUAAAGAUAAAUCUUCCCUUUAUUACAUGGAAUGGCACGGUGUCAGUUAACGUAACUUGGGACUUCUGGUACACAGAGGCGCCCGCCGAUCUUGUCAGAUUUCGACUAUGCCUUGAGACUGUCAAAUGUUAUUCUGGAAAUAAUAGAAAUGUGAAAAUGUGGACAAUAGAAGCGCGUAAAUUCUACCUUCUGAAUGAGCUAGAUUUUGCCUGUGAAUACGAAGUUACUGUUCAAGCCUUAUACGGGACAUUUCGACACCAAGCAAGCCAAGUCGUCUCACAUUGCUUCCGGACGCCACCUUGCGGUCUCAAGCAUGAGCUUGUUUUAACCGGAACAAAAUUGUCUACCGAUGUGGCCGCGUCGUGUCCAACUGCAAACAAAAAGAAGAAUCCAAUUUAUUUCACUCGAUUUCACUUUUAUCAAAUACUGAAAUUAAUGGAGAACGAAAGAUAUUCAGCAGAAUUGCAAUGGAGUCCACCACGAUAUAAGUCAACCUACGAAACCGUGUUUUUGUACAUUUGCUUUGACGAUAAUACACCGUUGCAAUGGAUAUAUUUGCCCGUCAAGGAGACAAGCUGCAUCUUACGCUCUUUACCACCAUCUAGAGGUUACAUAAUACGGUUCGUCACUGUCUCGAGAGGUCAGGCUGAACUAACUUCAACACACUAUCUGAGCACUCCUGGUCUGCCAAAGCGCCAAAUCUCUCAACAAUAAUAACUAUUUAUUGCCUUGUCUAUAUGUGAAUAAUAAAAGGUACUCG
Styela clava is the source of this 2068-nucleotide messenger RNA. RefSeq names its product anosmin-1-like. Gene Ontology annotation, molecular function: protein binding. The record is from RefSeq and is a predicted model, not a curated record. Lineage: Eukaryota; Metazoa; Chordata; Ascidiacea; Stolidobranchia; Styelidae. Gene Ontology annotation, cellular component: cell surface. Gene Ontology annotation, biological process: neuron differentiation.